Molecule: messenger RNA, 2162 nt
Organism: Elaeis guineensis (African oil palm)
Lineage: Eukaryota; Viridiplantae; Streptophyta; Magnoliopsida; Arecales; Arecaceae
Product: CDPK-related kinase 3
Biological process (GO): protein phosphorylation
Molecular function (GO): ATP binding; protein kinase activity
Source: RefSeq, a predicted model, not a curated record
ACCCCCUCGCCCCGCCCAUCAUCCGUCUCCUCCUCCAAACGCCUUCCCUUUGACCGUGCCGCGAUCUUCCCGGAGAAUUCUCCAAACCCUCGCCGAUCGGACAAGAAUAAGAAGAGAGAGAGGCGCGGUGGCGGCCGAGACGGUGGGACGGGAUGGGGCAGUGCUACGGAAAGAACAUCUCUGUCGCGGAGGGCGGCUACGGCGAGCGCCACCGCCGCACCCCCCUGCACCCGGUCAACGGCGGCGCAGCCGCCUCCACCCGGAAGGGCAGCGCCGCGUCCACCCCAGUCCACCCGUCCUCCGCCACGCCGCUCCACCCCUCCUGCGCCACCCCCAGCGCCUGGCCCAGUCCCGGACCCCCGGGCAGCGCCAGCCCGUUGCCCCCCGGGAUCGCCCCCUCGCCGGCCAGGUCCACCCCCCGGCGGUUCUUCCGGCGGCCCUUCCCGCCGCCAUCCCCAGCCAAGCACAUCAAGGCCGCACUCGCCAAGCGCCUGGGACCGCCCAAGCCCAAGGAGGGCCCCAUUCCGGAGGACGGCGGCGAGGAGGUGGAGAGGCCCCUCGAUAAGAGCUUUGGGUACGGGAAGAACUUCGGGGCCAAGUACGAGCUGGGAAAGGAGGUUGGACGGGGGCAUUUCGGGCACACCUGCUUGGCCACGGCGAAGAAAGGGGAACACAAGGGCCAGCUUGUUGCUGUUAAGAUCAUCUCCAAAGCUAAGAUGACAACAGCAAUAUCAAUUGAAGAUGUUCGUAGGGAGGUGAAAAUCCUGAAAGCUUUGUCUGGGCAUAAACAUCUUGUCAAAUUUUAUGAUGCAUGUGAGGAUGCCCUUAACGUCUACAUAAUCAUGGAAUUAUGUGAAGGUGGGGAAUUAUUAGAUAGAAUUCUAUCCAGGGGUGGAAAGUACACAGAGGAAGAUGCGAAAGCUAUUGUUGUGCAAAUAUUAAAUGUAGUUGCCUUUUCUCAUCUUCAAGGUGUUGUGCAUCGUGAUUUAAAGCCAGAGAAUUUUCUUUUCACCAGUAGAGCUGAAAAUGCUACCAUGAAGUUAAUUGAUUUCGGUCUUUCUGAUUUUAUCAGACCAGAUGAAAGGCUAAAUGACAUUGUUGGAAGUGCAUACUAUGUUGCACCUGAGGUCCUACAUAGAUCAUAUAGUGUGGAAGCAGAUAUGUGGAGUAUUGGUGUCAUCACAUAUAUUUUGUUAUGUGGCAGUAGACCUUUCUGGGCACGAACUGAGUCAGGAAUCUUUCGUUCUGUGCUUAGAGCUGAUCCUAACUUUGAUGAUUCACCUUGGCCUGCUGUAUCACCAGAAGCUAAAGAUUUUGUGAAAAGGCUAUUGAAUAAGGACUACAGGAAAAGAAUGACUGCUGCUCAGGCUCUGACUCACCCAUGGUUGCAAGAUGAACAGAGACAAAUCCCUUUAGAUGUACUGAUAUAUAAGUUAGUCAAAUCAUACCUUCAUGCCACACCUCUCAAACGUACUGCAUUAAAGGCUUUAUCUAAAGCUCUUCCAAAGGAUGUGCUCUUGUAUCUUAGGUUGCAAUUCAAGCUACUAGAACCAAGUGAAGAUGGGCUUGUCUCCCUCGAAAAUUUUCAGAUGGCUCUCAUGCAAAAUGCAACUGAAGCAAUGAAAGAGUCCAAGGUUCCUGAUAUUUUGAAAUUGAUGGAACCGCUCUUGUAUAGAAGGAUGGACUUUGAAGAGUUCUGUGCUGCUGCCAUCAGUCCUUACCAGUUUGAGCCUUUGGAGGGCUGGGAACAGAUUGCAAGUACAGCUUUUGAGUAUUUUGAAAAGGAGGGAAAUCGAGUAAUCUCUAUAGAGGAACUGGUGCAGGAAUGGAACCUUCCUACUGCCCAUUCCAUUGUGCAAGACUGGAUCAGACAAUCAGAUGGCAAGCUCAGUUUUCUUGGUUUCACCAAGUUUUUGCAUGGUGUCACAAUUCGUAGCUCGAACAUGAGAUGUCGUUAAUGUAAUUGCUUCUAAUAUUAAAAUUAUUCAAUAUAGGGCCUGCAAUUUUCGUCACUCCCAUCAUUUCCUUUGCCUGAUAAUUUAUUUUUUUCUUUUUCUUCUUAAUGUUUGACAUAUAUGUUGUAGAGAACGCAUGUAAAGAUAAAAUCUGUAUUGAAGUGUAAUGAACGUUCAUCUGGAAAUGUAGUUGCUGACUUAACCAUA